Messenger RNA from Mucor mucedo, 1684 nucleotides. RefSeq lists its product as uncharacterized. NCBI's taxonomy places the organism in Eukaryota, Fungi, Mucoromycota, Mucoromycetes, Mucorales, Mucoraceae. The transcript is spliced from 5 exons. Gene Ontology annotation, molecular function: ATP binding; ATP-dependent protein folding chaperone. The coding region runs from base 14 to 1684 and encodes 556 amino acids. The record is from RefSeq and is a predicted model, not a curated record.
AAUACAAAACUAAAUGGGCCACUUCAGACCUGGAGAUUAUGAUUAUGUCGUCGGCAUAGAUUUUGGCACGACAUACUCCGGUUGUUCUUUUGCUUAUACAGGGGCAGGAAACAAAGAAAUUGAGGAUAUUAUAAGAUGGCCUAAACAAACUCACAAUGUAUACUGUAAAACCCCCACUGUUUUAUUAUACAAAUGUGGUGCUGCUACAACAGAGUGGUGGGGGGAAGAUGCGUAUAAGAAUUUUUGGUAUGCUAAAGGGUAUCUGGAUAAAAAACUCGUUACAAGAUUUAAGUUGUUGUUGAACAACGAUUCCAGUGUUCCUGAACUACCUCCUGGAUUGCAAGUUGAAGGUGUAAUUCGAGAUUAUCUGAAAGGUUUUCAUAAACAUGUUAUGUUACAGCUUGAACACUCUCUUGGUAGCCGUUACAACCCCGAAAAAAUUAGGUAUUGUCUUACGGUGCCUGCUGGUUGGUCUGAUCAAGCAAAAAUUAUUAUGCGGGGAGCUACUAUUAACGCAGGCAUUAUAAAAAGUGAUGAUCAUCCUGAAAGAUUGACUUUAAUAAGUGAGCCAGAAGCUGCAGCUUUGUAUUGCCAAAAAAACUGCGAGGAAUUUAACUUGACAGACGGACAGCAGUUUUUGAUCUGUGAUGCUGGAGGAGGAACAGUUGAUUUGGUCACCUUUGAAAUAUCGGGCGACAAUUCGGAUAGAACUCUUAAAGAAAUCACAACCGCAAGAGGAGAAAAUUGUGGGUCGACAUUUCUUGACUGGCAUAUGCGAAACCUUUUGAAAGAAAAAAUAAGUCAGCAUAUGGUUCUAAGUCCAAUCACUUUGGAAGAAAUGACAAAAUCAUUUGUGGAAAAGCAUAAGCUAAUGUUUGGGGAGAACGAUGAACGUGAUGGUAUUUUUUUGGAAAUACCGAGCGCAAUGUAUGCUGCUGACCCUGCCGUAUUGGAGAAAAUUGGUGUUGAUGAUUAUAAUCUGUUCUUUCCCUAUGAGGAGCUUAUGGAAAGGGUAUUUGAACCAGUAGUCUCGAAAGUAAUUCAUUUAAUACAACAACAAUUAGAUCAUCCAGAAGCUAGAAAACCGAUGGAUGCCAUUUUUAUGGUAGGUGGAUUCAGUAAGUCCCCUUACUUAGAAAGGCGUAUCAGAGAGACGUUUAAAGAUAGAGUCAACAUCAUUAGUGCUGCCCCAAGGGGGGAAUUAGCUGUUGUUAGAGGUGCUGUAUUGCUAGGACUCCAGCCUACUAUUGUAUCGCAACGUAUAGCUAAGCAUACAUAUGGUAUAGAAACUCGUAGUCGUUUUGAUUGUAACGAAGAUCCAGAAGAGUAUAGGAUAACUGGAACUGAUUUCUGUGACAAGCGGUUUAAUCUUAUCGUAAAAAAAAAUCAAAAAUUACCAAACAAUCAUGUUGUUAGUCAUAACUAUACGACUAGUUCAACGAAUAAAACUGUGAUCGCUAUAUAUGCAUGUGACGAUGAUAACGUUGUCCCAAGAUGGGUCCGAUCUACAGAUGGUGUUGCAUUAAAACAAGUCGGCAAGUUUAUUUUAUCUGCUCCUGCAAGCAUGACUGGGGACGAGAUACCAUUGAAAGUCGAUUUUUAUUUUGGUAAAACUGAAAUAAAGAUUGAUGCUCAUGUAUUGGAAACAACGACCACUUUUACUUUGGCUUAUGCAAACUCAUAG